GUUCUUCCUCUCGCGCUACGUGUCCUGCCAUGCCACCCUCUCCUACCUUAUUAAAACGCAAUCAUAUGGGUCACAGCGCCUAAAUUGCGUAUUAAUCUCUCACAAACACAAGGAUAACCAUAAAAUUAUGGCACUGGAAUGGGUAAUUCUGAGCUACGUCACUGCGGCUGAAGCCACGAUGGUCCUGCUACUGACCCUGCCGCCAGGCCUGAAUCCUCUACGGAAAGGCGUCAUCUCCGUCAUCCGCAAUCUGCUCAGGCCAUUCCUCUCAGUGCUACCUUUCUGCCUGUUCUUGGUAUUGGACAUUUAUUGGAAGUACGAAACUCGGCCAAGGUGCAACUCGCCGGAUUCGUGCACCCCAACGGAGCUCGUGCGCCACCAAAAAUCGGUUCUCAAAUCCCAGCGAAACGCUCUGCUCAUCGCCGCCGCAGUGAUGUUCUAUUGGUUGCUUUUCGCUGUGACGCGUUUGGCUGUAGAGGAGGAGCAGUUGACUGAGCGGGUUCAGCGGUUGAAGAACAGCGACUGACUCGAUGAGAAUUUUCUCAUAUAUCAGAGAGAGAACUACGUGAAGUUGUUUAGAUGAUUCGAUAGCUAAUAAGAAACGGUUUUACUAAAAACAUAGUUUGUAUCUUACAUACAUUUGCAACUUUGGUUUAUUUUUUUAAUAAAAUUGUUAUAAACUAAGUUUCA
Sesamum indicum (sesame) is the source of this 690-nucleotide messenger RNA. RefSeq lists its product as uncharacterized. Gene Ontology annotation, cellular component: endoplasmic reticulum; endoplasmic reticulum membrane. Lineage: Eukaryota; Viridiplantae; Streptophyta; Magnoliopsida; Lamiales; Pedaliaceae. The record is from RefSeq and is a predicted model, not a curated record. Gene Ontology annotation, biological process: endoplasmic reticulum to Golgi vesicle-mediated transport; intracellular protein transport.